Molecule: messenger RNA, 1038 nt
Organism: Fomitopsis serialis
Lineage: Eukaryota; Fungi; Basidiomycota; Agaricomycetes; Polyporales; Fomitopsidaceae
Exons: 7
Coding region: 1-1038 (345 amino acids)
Source: RefSeq, a predicted model, not a curated record
AUGGACGUGGACAACGCGCCCCUCCCGGGUGCUGGCUUCACGCAAUCCAGCCCUCUCAGCACCCCCGCCGCCAGCCCCUCUGCAGGCUUCAUGCAGUUCGACCAGGACGAGCAGGACGAGCACGAGCAGGACGAGCACGACCAGGACGAGCACGACCUGGACGAGGGCGAGGGCGCGUCUGCCGCUGGAUCGUCGUCUGCUGCUGGACCGUCGAACCCGCGCAAGCGCAAGAACUCGUCCGCGCUGGAUGAGCCCCCUCGUCGGACGAUGCGCAAGGCCCCGAUGGUCGAGCGCUUCACUUUCACCAAGGUCAGCGGCGGAAAGGCAACCGGCAAGCCGACAACUUCUGCGCGCAACGUGAAGAGCGGCUCGAAGGGCAAGAAGGGUGUUGUAAGUAACUACGGAAAGCUUAGCAAUUCUCUAAGCAACCAGUCACUACCCCCAGCUCGGGUGAACCGGCCAGGCUGGACGGUGAAUGGGUACGCGCGCACGGGCAGCAACGGGCGCGCGGCACGGCGUUGUGCGUCCGCGACGCACAGCGCGCACACGCCGGACGACGCACGUGAGGCGCGCGCAUGGCCUGCGGUCCGGCGGUGCACGUGCCCGGGUGCAGCUCCGCUCGCGCCGGCCGUCGCGUGGGCGUUCACACUCAUCGAUGAGCAGCAAGUCUCGAGAUCGAAGGAUAAGCAAGACGUCGCUGACGAUGGUAGCCCUGGCGAGCAGUUCAUCGCGUGGAGCGAUGUAGAGGUCGGCGACACUAAGGCCACCGGAACGAAGGCUGCAAAGCCAUCGUCAAAGCUGUCGUCUUCGAAACCGACAUCGUCGAAGCUGUCGUCUUCGAAGCCGACAUUGUCGAAGCCGUCGUCAUCGAAGCCGACAUCGUCGAAGCCGACAUCGUCAAAGCCGCCGUCGUCAAAGCCGCCGUCGUCAAAGCCGCCGUCGUCAAAGACGACGACGUCGAAGGCGCCUGAGGUCGAGCCUCAGGUCAACGAAGAAGAAGCUGGGCGUGAGGCUUCCCACGUACUCUCCGACGCCUGA